UCCGAUGAUCACUGUUGAAGAACAGCUGAUUUUUGAUCGAUGAUUUAUUGAUUUUUUUGUGAUGCAUGUGUCUUAUUGAUGCAGAAGGGGUUUGCUACACGUGAUCAUGCACUCGUGCGUUUAAUCAGGAUUAUAUUUUAGGGCCAGUAAGACAAAAACCGGCAAUUUAACAUCGUGCACGCAUGUUUUGUUUUGUUGCUUUGCAUAUUUAGGGCCAAGAUCCUCACAGGUAUUAAACAGAUUUGAUGGUUUCAUAGUACAUCCUUAGACUGCUGUGUAAUCUCAUACCAUGCCACAACUAGAUCAUGCCCAUAAUGGAAUUGAACAGUCUUCCAGUCAAGAGACUUCCACCAGUCUGCAUCAAGCAGCUAUAGAGACACUCGAUCAAGACCACCACCAUGAUCACUCCGGAACGGAGCCUCAGUCUGACAUAGAUGAAUCUGUUUCUGUACGAGAAAAAUUAACGCCACCUAGUGAGCAAAAAGUGACAGUGACAGGGACCAUAAAGAGAGGUCCUAAAGCUGGUCAGUCAGUGGAGGUGGAGCUGCGACUCUCCAAAGACGAGUUACAGAAACUGGGUCACGAGGACGAGGAGUCUGUCUACGGCCCAGGGGAGUGUACCCUUUGUGGGUUAAAAAAAGGAAUCCAUGUUUUCCUAUUCACUGUGAUAGUUACCCCAUUUGCUUUCUUUGGCUCACUAGGUUUGUCCUUCUACCUUGGGGCGCAGACAUGGUACAACAUCUUUAUUUAUUUCAGUGAAGAGAGGACAAUCUGGCACAAAGUCUUCCUCUGUCCACUCUUAAUACUGACCUUCCCACUGACCGUGGGGCUGAGUGCACUGGGGAUCGCCCUCUAUGCUGCACUGAUCCAGAUAUCGUGGUGGUUCAAGAGCUGGUUGAAGGAGAUGCGAGACCUGGAGAAGGGGUUCUUUGGCUGGUUCUGUGCCAAGGUUGAUCUGAUGGAGUGCUCACCUUAUGAGGUUGUCGUCCUGGAUGACAUCCCUGCCAUCACCAGCGAGCUUCCAGGGACAUCAGUUUGAUAUAAACUGAAAUAUGAUUGGUCUCAUGAAUACCUUUCAAGGAUUGGUUAAUUGUUGUUCUUGAUACAUGUAUGAAAAACUUUUUUGGAUUUACCUUUGGUCAUUUUGAUGUCUUUCGUAUAGUGCCUAGAAGAUGUAGACUGUACUUAGAAAUGCUUUUUUAUAAACCUAUUUAAACAUGAAUUGCUGCUUAUUACUUUAUUUGUACAUAUUAAGUGUCUUUUAAAGCAUCUGCAUGUUGGUAGUGCAGAUAAUUCAAGGUAACAUGAACAUUUUCUACAAAGUUUUUAAAUGGUAACUAAGAUAUAUCAAGAUGUUCAUUAAACAUCCUUUUAAUGUUGAUUAUAUCCCUGAUUCCUUAUUUAGAUUAUUUAAAUAACAGCAGCUGUGUUUUUUUUUUUUUCUGUCAGUUGCUGUUUCAGUUUUUUGCUAAACUCCAGAACCACCCCUUUCUUUAGAGGGUGAGACAGCAUUUUGCACCACUCCUCUUCCUCGGAGUAUAAGGCAGUAUUUUGUACCACCCUCUUCCUCAGAGGAUCAGGCAGUAUUUUGGACCUUACCUCCAAAGAUCAGACAGCAUUUUGAACCACUCCCCUUCCUCAGAGGAUAUGGCAGUAUUUUGUACUAACCCCUUUCUCAAAGAGUGGAGAAGUAUUUUGUUAAAAUAUGUACAAGUUUUUUACAUUGAAAAAUUCUCCAAAUAUCAUACCAGGUACAAUCUGUGUGGAAGGGACCAGGUCUAUUUUUUGGUAUUUUUCUGUUAUAUAAUAAAUAUUUACUGAUAAUACUUAUUGAGAAAGAAACUUAAUAUUGAUAAUUUAGGAUGAGAAUAAUAGAUUGCUGUCAAAAUAUCUGUUAACUCUAUUUUAAAUUGACACAAAAUUUAUAUACAUAAGGUGAUGGUGUGUCUUAUUAUUAGUAUUAUGUGCCAUUUCUAUACUACUGCAAGUACUUUAAAAGAUGUAUAUGUAUAUAAAUCUGCACUGUCUACAAUAAGAAAUCCAUCUUAUAUGCCAAUUAUUUCAGUCAAAAUCCAUAUGUGCAUUUAUAAGGGCCUAAGAUCAGUUCAAAGUUUUACAGAGUUUUUAUUAUCAAAUAGUUUUCCCUUUCUCUACUAGGGUAAAAGUUUCAAAUAGACUUCUCAAUGAUAAAAAGUUUAUCUCUUCAGAAUGGUAAAUUUAUUCAUUUACCAUGGAAAGAUCUGAAUUUGUCGUUUCAACUAUAGCAUAAACACUACACACUCUUCUGACGUGUGCCAUCAGUUGUGGAAUAGGCCAUUUCAGAUAUUCCAGACCGCUGAAUGUUUUCUCAUUGCCUGUCACAGCAGAAAUACACAGAAAUGUGAUACCUUAUUUUUUCUCUUCUCUCAUUGAACUCAUCGAUAAGGACCAUGUCAGUAUUAUGAAAGAUGUUUGGCAUAUUUGAAGUGGUCUAUAACGUGUUAAGUUCAAGGCAUAUUUUCAGUAUUUAUUGAAAAUCACAUUAUUAUAAAAUUUUAUUUACACUAACAAAGAGAGUUUACACAUUCUCAGUCAGUGAAUUUUUUAAUUAAGGAAGACCCAUGAUAAAGAUUUUUUUCUUAUCAACUACUGCUUUAAAUAUAAUGUAUUUAUACCACUUGUCUUUCAUAAAACGAAAAUGAUACAGAAUCUGGUGUUUGUUUUG
This is a messenger RNA of Lingula anatina, 2704 nucleotides long. RefSeq names its product transmembrane protein 169-like. Lineage: Eukaryota; Metazoa; Brachiopoda; Lingulata; Lingulida; Lingulidae. The record is from RefSeq and is a predicted model, not a curated record.